Pistacia vera is the source of this 981-nucleotide messenger RNA. RefSeq names its product transcription factor MYB80-like. The transcript is spliced from 3 exons. NCBI's taxonomy places the organism in Eukaryota, Viridiplantae, Streptophyta, Magnoliopsida, Sapindales, Anacardiaceae. The coding region runs from base 1 to 981 and encodes 326 amino acids. The record is from RefSeq and is a predicted model, not a curated record.
AUGGGACGCAUACCGUGUUGCGAGAAGGACAAUGUGAAAAGAGGGCAAUGGACUCCUGAAGAAGACAACAAGCUUUCUGCUUAUAUUGCCCAACAUGGCACCAGCAACUGGCGCCUCAUCCCCAAGAAUGCUGGUCUCCAGAGAUGUGGGAAGAGCUGCCGGCUGCGCUGGACGAAUUACCUUCGUCCUGAUCUUAAGCACGGGCAGUUCUCAGACGCGGAAGAACAGGCUAUUGUGCAGCUACAUUCUGUUGUUGGCAAUCGAUGGGCACUGAUUGCAGGUCAGCUACCUGGCCGGACUGAUAAUGAUGUUAAAAAUCAUUGGAAUACCAAGCUGAAAAAGAAGCUUUCAGGCAUGGGUAUCGAUCCGGUUACCCACAAGUCGUUUUCCCACCUGAUGGCGGAAAUCGCCACCACGCUGGCACCGCCUCAGGUGGCUCAUCUUGCGGAAGCAGCCCUCGGCUGCUUCAAAGAUGAAAUGUUCCACUUGCUAACUAAGAAAAGAAUGGACUUCCAGCUCCAACAAUCAGCACCAAUGAACACUACAGCCACUUACAUUACAAGUAAAAAUGAUGAAAAAGAUGACACUAUUGAAAAGAUCAAGCUAAAUCUAUCAAGGGCAAUACAAGAACCUGAAAUGCUACCCUCGAACAAGCCCUGGGACCCUACAGGAGCAAUCUCGGCAAAUUUUGCCGGAGGCUGCAGCGGUUUCCCUAUAUCUGUUAAUGGAUUUCACUACGGCACAACAUCAUUUGGUAAUGAUGGAGCUGCAUCAUCACCAUGGAGCCAGAGUAUGUGUACUGGAAGUGGAAGCACAUGUACAGCCGGAGAACAACAAAGGCGGCUCCAUGAAAAGGUUGAAGAUGACAAUUGCGAGGAGUCCGAAGGUGGAGAAGAAAUCAGGAAUGGAUUCACCAUGUACAAUACAGAUUAUGUCUUAUGGGAUUUACCAUCUGAUGAUCUAAUGAAUCCUAUAGUUUAG